Kickxella alabastrina is the source of this 1070-nucleotide messenger RNA. RefSeq lists its product as uncharacterized. Bases 66 to 965 code for a protein of 299 amino acids. The transcript has a single exon. NCBI's taxonomy places the organism in Eukaryota, Fungi, Kickxellomycota, Kickxellomycetes, Kickxellales, Kickxellaceae. The record is from RefSeq and is a predicted model, not a curated record.
CUCAUUCUUAAUUUAUUCGUUUAAAUUUCCGUCCACUAUUUUUAAAUCGAUAUUUAAAUUCACUAAUGUGGAAGCUGUGCUUAAGGCAGUUUGGGAGCCAGCCGGAGAGCGUUCCACCAACGUCAACAACAGCAGCAUCAGCAACGUCAAAGCGUGGCAGACGCUUGUAUUUAUUUCGUCGCGCGGGCACCUGUGCCGCUAUCAACCACCCUUUGCAACGCACACUGAGUCUUCCGGAAUGCAGUUCUAUCUCCCGCAAGCCAGCAGGGCAAGAUGAAAUUUAUCUCUCUGGAUAUAUUACUGACCCUAGCUAUUUGCAUUCACUGAAAUUAAGGGCUCAGCACUCAAAUAUAAGAGCUGACGACAAGCAAUUGAAAAAUUCAAUUGCUGGCACACGGCGGCAUCACAAUGACAGGCGCACCCAUGCAGCCGACAUUGGGCAGUAUUCAUCAGCACUUUCUUGCCAUGAUGGCAGUGGCGAGUCGAUUUGGACGAAUCCGUCUGAUAACUGCCGCCGCACCAUCAACAAGCAGGGUAGCAACUACACCUUUAGAAAUACAAGCAACGCAACUCCUCAGUUGACGAUGGCGGGUCAACAAACAAAGAAAAGAGCCAAGUUGCCAAGUUUGAACCACGUAUUCGGUACAAUUGCAUACAGCGAAGACAAGGAUAUAUUUGACACACUUGACGACUGUGACAAAUCUAGAUGGAUGGGCCGGUACAACCCACAAGGUGCCCCCGAACAGAUCUGGCGCAGUUUGGCAACCACAGAACGAGCAUUUACAAGGCGUGCUACACAGAAGCAGCGCAUGCGGUCAUGGAGCUCGGAUGAGGAGCAGUCGCUUUGCAGCUACGUCAACGAUAAUUAUACUGGUACACCUAUCAAUUGGGAAAAUGUUGCUGUGCAUUUUAGUCGAACUAGUGUCGGGUGCAUGACCAAAUACUACUCGAUAAUGUGUUUGUAGCAGUCAUGAUCUUGCUUAUCAGACGUCUUUUUUUGUACUCGUAUUUUUGUUACUGUGUAUAUGUAUUUUAAAGUAAAAUAAGCAGCAACUAUAAUUUGAUGCAUU